UUCUACCUCGCGUGCUGGUCCUUCUUCCACCUCGCCGAGUUCAUCGUCACGUCCAUGUACAACCCGGGCAAGCUCUCGGUGUCCUCUUACCUCCUCGACAACGGCCAGCUGUACCACGUCGCCCACGUCGCCGGCAUCCUCGAGCACGUCCUCGAGGACGCCUACCUCCCGGCCGAGUACCGUCGCUGGAAGCACGCUGGCGGCCUCUUCCUCGUCGGUGUCGCCCUCAUCGCUGCCGGUCAGUGGCUCCGGUCGUACGCCAUGAUCAGCGCCAGCAGCAACUUCUCGCAUCUGCUCGCCUACAGCAAGCGCCCUGGCCACCGCCUCGUCAAGGAGGGCAUCUACGGCUGGUCUCGUCAUCCGUCUUACGCCGGCUUCUACUGGUGGGCCUUUGGCACGCAGGUCAUGCUCGGCAACCCUGUCUGCGGGCUCCUCUUCCUCUGCAUGCUCCAGUGGUUCUUCCACAAGCGCAUUCGCGUCGAGGAGGUCUAUCUCGUCAAGUUCUUCGGCAAGGAGUACGAGGACUAUCGUCGCGAGGUGCCG
Molecule: messenger RNA, 543 nt
Organism: Rhodotorula graminis WP1
Lineage: Eukaryota; Fungi; Basidiomycota; Microbotryomycetes; Sporidiobolales; Sporidiobolaceae
Exons: 6
Biological process (GO): C-terminal protein methylation
Cellular component (GO): membrane; endoplasmic reticulum
Molecular function (GO): protein C-terminal S-isoprenylcysteine carboxyl O-methyltransferase activity
Source: RefSeq, a predicted model, not a curated record